AGCUUUACAGUGUCAGGAGGAAGUGUGUGUAAUGGGUGGGUGUGUAUAUUCUCUGUUUCACUAUCAGCCUCGUAUUUAGGUUUAAGCUUUGACAAGGGAAACAUCUCUCUCUCUCUCUCACUCUCAUUCUCGCUCUCUAAACAUUUCACUACAGCUCUUUUCAGAAUGAACGUACCAGAGUUUGUGGAUUCAACAAGUCGCUUUCGAUUCGCUGAAUCGUUUUUGGGUUUAGUAGGCUGCAUAUGCAUCUGUUAUGCUGUUUGUAUGCCUGACUGGAUGGAGGGAAAUGGACUGUGGUCAGUGGGAAAUGAGUCCAGUCCAGUUGAUAGCCAGACAGAAUGGCACAUAAUCCAAGGUCUAGGGCCUCACGUUGUGUUUGCUGGCCUUUCUUUCCUCAUGGCUAUAAGUGCGGGAAUUCUGUGUCUCCUGUUUGCAUUCUGCUGGACGUCAAAUACCUCGCUCUCUUACUCCAACACACGCUCACUGCUGAUGGCAGGCCAGGCACUUUACCCCACCACACUGCUGCUCAUCACACUGCUACCAACAGGGUUUUUCUUUCUCCUAAGCUGGGCGCUCUUCACCAGUCAACAUAUCGCUGAUAUCCGUAAAGACCUGACAUGCCUGGGCUCCUCAUAUUGGCUGGGUGCUGUGGGCUGGGCUCUGCUGCUGGCUGUUCUGCCAGUGGUGUUCCUGGUGGAGCAGUGUGUGGUACCUGACAUACUGCCUGAGCUGAAGAUGAAGACUGAGUUCUGGCAGAAGGGAUUCCAGGUGGCGCACACCCGCUCGUUCAGUGAAAGCUACCAGCAUAGCGCUAAACACUUUAAGCCUGAGUACAAGACAUACAUGUCCAUGCCCUGAGGGAAACAGCACCAUCAUAUAUCAGUGCUGUUUACAUAUCCAGCCACUGUCCAGCCACUGAAAGGCUGAGUAUGUGUCCAGAACCAGGUAACUAAGAAUCUUGGGUCCUCUGCACACAGAAAGAUUGCCACAGAAGAAGGCGUCUCAGGAAGAAGGGUUCACUGUGCUGAAAGUUACAUGGAUUUUUAUAUUCUGGAAGCUCAGGAGGCUGUGGCUGAGUUACUGAUGAGGAACUGGCAGAUAUAAUAGCCUGAAGAACAAAAUGACUCAUAUUCAUUUGGAAGCAGACAUUAUAUUAUAUAUAAAUUUCCUUUCACACUUUAUUAUGCAUACUCAGAUCCAUAGAUUACUACAUUAAGACAUUAAGUACACACUACUUUAACUCACUGAAAACAUGUAUAAUGGGGGGGGGGUGACCUGAAACACAUUUAACUUUUAAUUGUGUCAUGUUAACUUUGAAUUGUGUGAUGUGUUUAGCGAUUCAGGUGCUAAUUUGUUGGUUGGUGCUUUUAUUUGCAUAUUGUGAGAAGCAUAUUGUUAUUGUUAAUUAUUUGCAUAUUGUGAGAAGUUUUAAGUUUUAAAUUUGACGUUUUGUAAGCUGAUCUUUUUAAGCAGAGUAGAUAAUGAGGUGAGAGAGAUGGAAAGAUUAAAGGACUAAAGUGCUAAUGCAUCGCUCUUUAGAUAGCGAAGAAACAAGAGCUACUAGCCCACAGGUGCCACUCGCUAUCAUGCAUACUCAGAUAACAUUGUGGGAAAUGUAGGAUGCUUUCAUGGCUACAAUAGAAAUAAAAUCAUAAUAGAAUCAUACGAUAAAUAUUUAGUCAUUCAGAGUGGAUUUUGUCUGUAAGUGGAUGACUUUUUAAACUAUUUUUAUACAAAUAAUUCUGAAUUCUCUAAAUGACAACUCAACCAGUCCAAACUUUUUACUCUCUCCAUUAUCUCCAUUAACUAUUCACCAUGCACUGUAGUUACUAAAUACUAUUCAUUAAUAUAGUAACAUUAUUUUUUAAUGAGAAAGUUUGUAGUUUUAACCCUUUUGGACAAAUCUUAGCUGCUUGAUUGACAUGAAUGAUUUCAGUGGACAUCAUCUGGGGGAAUUCCAAACAAGUGCCAAAUAAUUUGUGCCACUAGCACCCUCAUAUGGUUGGUUUAUGUUAUUGCAUGGCACCAUGUCCAGAAAGAAGGCGGGUGUAAAAAUGUGAAACGUUAUGAGAUGCAAUAACCAAAUGUUUUAAAAUCAGUCCAUGAUUUCCUGUUGAAAUGUAGUCUUUUGUAAAUAUAAUACAGUUUCUUUGUAAUUAUAUGUAAGCACAAUAAAUAAACAAAUCAAUAAAU
This is a messenger RNA of Hemibagrus wyckioides, 2193 nucleotides long. RefSeq lists its product as uncharacterized. The coding region runs from base 166 to 858 and encodes 230 amino acids. The transcript has 4 exons. The record is from RefSeq and is a predicted model, not a curated record. Lineage: Eukaryota; Metazoa; Chordata; Actinopteri; Siluriformes; Bagridae.